AUCUCAAAAUUGCAUAUUUGCAUCAACGAAGCAAAAUAAGUUGCAGUCUGUAAUUGUAAUUUAUUAGUCACAUCGUUACUUGUUACUUUGAGCUAUACCUUGGAUCAAGGAAUGUAAAAGUACUUGCUAGUCUCAAAAAGCUCUUGCCGGUAUAGCAUUUUGGUCACAACUUUAUGCACAAGAAUUGGCGCCGAAUAAUAUGAACAUUUCCACUGAUUUUGGACCGGAUUCCGGUGGCCGUGUUAAGGGACUCACCAUCGUCAAACCCCUGGUGUACGGUAACAUAGCCCGGUCCUUUGGCAAGAAACGUGAAGAGGACGGCCACACUCAUCAGUGGACAGUGUAUGUGAAGCCGUAUCGCAAUGAGGACAUGUCCACGUACGUAAAAAAGAUCCACUUCAAGCUGCACGAAAGCUAUGUCAACCCGAACCGAGUCGUAACGAAGCCCCCCUUCGAGGUAACCGAAACCGGCUGGGGAGAAUUUGAAAUUGUGAUAAAAAUUCACUUUCAUGAUCCAACCGAACGACCAGUUACAAUGUAUCACAUUCUGAAACUUUUCCAAUCGCCGGUUCUGGAUGGAGAAGUUUCCAACCAGUUGGAGGGAAAGAAGGUGCUAGUUUCCGAACAGUACGAGGAGAUUGUGUUUCAGGAACCAACGCAGCUGAUGCAGCAGCUGCUGACCAACGUGCAGCCGCUAACCGGUGGCUCUUGGAAGCAUGAUACUGAUUUCGAAGACAAAAAAGUACAGUCGCUGGAAAAUAUCAUCGAAACGAAAGGUAAAGUAAAAUCGGAGAUAGCUUUACUAAAAGACAAGCUGAAACUAGCACGAGAGACGAUAGCGAAAUUUAAAACCGAAAUAGGCAAAGUACAAACUCAACAGCCGGCCACGUGAGGAUAAUCGAUCUUUUUUUAUCUGUAAAAGAUUAUCAAGUAUCCUACGAUUAUGAUAUAGCAUACUGAAGCAAUUCGAUUGGCUGGAUUAACAUCGAAAAGUUCUGAAAUAAAAUGUCUUAAU
This is a messenger RNA of Topomyia yanbarensis, 1015 nucleotides long. It is a transcript of the gene Gas41, whose product is annotated as YEATS domain-containing protein 4. The record is from RefSeq and is a predicted model, not a curated record. The transcript is spliced from 3 exons. Gene Ontology annotation, biological process: regulation of DNA-templated transcription. NCBI's taxonomy places the organism in Eukaryota, Metazoa, Arthropoda, Insecta, Diptera, Culicidae. Bases 200 to 892 code for a protein of 230 amino acids.